AUGGAGGCGGCCGUAUCGACGUGCGUCGUUAUCGGAUCCGACAUGCGUACCCGUGCGACACGAGAAACUAUGGGCGCCACGAACGAAUCUCAGAUCCAGCCAAGUCCUGAGACUUGGACUCGUUCAGACUCGCUCACAUCAACCAAACCGUUGAUCAGAUAUCGUAUGCACAUUGCGCUGCCAUGGAGCGUACCACGUGCUUCAGGCUCCUUUUGUCCGAUCGACGAAGGUUGUGUAAGUCACAUUUCACUGUGGGAAUGA
Messenger RNA from Saprolegnia parasitica CBS 223.65, 261 nucleotides. RefSeq lists its product as hypothetical. Bases 1 to 261 code for a protein of 86 amino acids. Lineage: Eukaryota; Oomycota; Saprolegniomycetes; Saprolegniales; Saprolegniaceae. The record is from RefSeq and is a predicted model, not a curated record. The transcript is spliced from 2 exons.